AUGGCGCGCGGCAGGAGGCGCGGGGGGUCCCGGCGGCGCGCGGUGACCCCCGAGGCGGCGCCGCCGCCCGCAGCCGCCGCGGCGCAGCGCAACGCGGGCGCCGUCCCCAGGAGGAAGCCGGCGGAGGAGCCCGCGGGGACGGCGCCCGACGUGGACUCGCUGGGAUUCCAGGCCAUGGACCGCAACGUGCCGGGGCUGUCCCACGUCAUCCUCCAGAAGCUCAACAUGAAGAGCUACGAGGACUACAAGUCUGCCAUGGACGGGGGGAAGAGCGGCAGCGAUUUCGGCAUCCGGACUUACUUCGACAUGUUCCAGAAGAUGGAAGACACCUUCAAGUUCUGUGCUGAGUGCAAGAAACUCCCCGACGCCCUCCCUGACCCCAAAAGCCUCCGGCGGUGCAAGAGGUGCCAGAACGUGUACUACUGCGGCGUGGGCUGCCAGCGUGCCAACUGGCCGCUGCACAAGAAGUUCUGCAAGAAGCUGCGACUGGUGGCCCUGGAUCGGCUGGUGGAGUGGCUCGUCUUCACAGGAGACAUCCCCUUCCCCACGGAGACCUGGACCAAACCUGCCUGGGAGGUGGAGAGCUGGGAGGACUGGUUCUCCAUGCAGGAGCAGCUGGAGGAGAAGCUGUCCGCCAUCCUGAGCGGCCGGUACAUGACCCUGCUGUGGGCCAACGCCGGCAAGCCGCGGCCGGACGACGUGGAGCUGUGCGAGUCCGUCCGGCGCCUGGUCACCGACUUCCACUCGCGGCCCCUCACCAUCGGCUGGGGGCUGCGGCUCUUCGGCGUCCAGCCCCUGGCCAAGGCCCUGACCGUGCACGUGGUGGGCGCUUCCCACGUCGAGACCCUCAACACGCGCCUGACGGACUACGACGAGCUGACGCGGAUGUUCCCGGGGCACCGCGGCAUGGAGCUGGUGAUGGUCGGGGUGGACGUGGUCAACGGGGCCGUGGCGAGGCCGCCCCUGGCCACGCCGCCGCCCCGGGGAAAGGUCUAUCUCAGCAGCUACAAGGGGCUGUACCACGACUUCUGGGAAAGCCACGUGGAGACCAAGCUGGCCGCCCGCCCCGACCUGGUGGUGGGCUUCCACCCCGGUUUCCACGCGUGCCCGGACCUGCUGGCGGGGUGGCUGCCCACGCUGCUGCUGCUGCGCGACUACAGCCUGCCCGUGCUCUUCACCGUCUACAGCGAGCAGGAGCUGAAGUCCUCGCUGCAGAUCCUGGCCGAGCUGGAGACGCGCGUCGUGGGCUUUGCCGCCAACCCCUUCGCCUCGCUGCGGCCCGAGCAGGUUUACUCCAGCCCCAACAAGGCUCCCGUCUACUGCAGCUCCCACUACAUCGCCGUGCGGGGGCCGGCGCCCGGGCUGCAGCCACAGGAGCUGGAGCCUGGCGAUGGCUGGUGUGGAGAAGAGCCCGGCGCUGCCGGCGGCACAGCCCCGGGGCUGGGCUGACCCCGUGCCACCAGCCCCAUCCUGCCUGCUCUGCCCACCCACCUUGCUGCCCUGUCCCAGGAGCCCAGCUCCCUGUGCCAGGCUCGGCCGCCCAGCCAUGCCUCACCACACGGCCCCCCAGUGCUGGGGGCUGCAGCCCCCCGGCACAGGCA
Colius striatus (speckled mousebird) is the source of this 1601-nucleotide messenger RNA. RefSeq names its product MSS51 mitochondrial translational activator (gene MSS51). Bases 1 to 1449 code for a protein of 482 amino acids. The transcript is spliced from 6 exons. The record is from RefSeq and is a predicted model, not a curated record. NCBI's taxonomy places the organism in Eukaryota, Metazoa, Chordata, Aves, Coliiformes, Coliidae.